GCAAAAGCAGAGGCUUAAGGAGCUCCUGGGGAGAGAUAGGGAGCCAGCAGGCCAAAGGCCUGGCUGGGGCUUGGGGGUUGGACGCAUGGAACGGUCCCAAUCCCAGUCCCAGCAGCAUGGGGGUGAACAAAACUGGUGGGGUAGUGCCCCCCAGUACCAGUACAUGCCGUUUGAACACUGCACCAGCUAUGGACUGCCCUCAGAGAAUGGGGGCCUUCAGCACCGGCCCCGAAAGGACAUGGGUCCCAGGCACAAUGCCCACCCGACACAGAUAUAUGGCCACCACAAGGAAAGUUAUUCCUACAAGGAGCAAGACGGGGGGAUGCCCAAGAAGAUGGGCUCCAGUUCCACCGUGAACAGCCUGGAUGAGGACCACUAUUCUAAAUGUCAAGACUGUGUCCACCGCCUGGGACAGGUCGUCAGAAGGAAGCUGGGGGAGGACUGGAUCUUCCUUGUGCUCCUGGGCCUACUGAUGGCUCUGGUCAGCUGGUGCAUGGACUACGUUAGCGCCAAGAGCCUUCAGGCCUACAAGUGGACCUAUGCCCAGAUGCAGCCCAGCCUUCCCCUGCAGUACCUGGCCUGGGUCACCUUCCCACUUAUCCUCAUCCUCUUCAGUGCCCUCUUUUGCCAGCUCAUCUCUCCACAGGCUGUGGGCUCUGGAAUACCUGAGAUGAAAACAAUUCUUCGUGGUGUUGUCUUGAAGGAAUACCUCACACUCAAGGCCUUUGUAGCCAAGGUGGUGGCCUUAACGGCUGGGCUGGGCAGUGGCAUCCCUGUGGGAAAAGAGGGUCCCUUUGUUCAUAUUGCUAGCAUCUGCGCCGCCGUCCUGAGCAAGUUUAUGUCCAUGUUCUGUGGUGUCUAUGAGCAGCCGUACUAUUACACCGACAUCCUGACAGUGGGCUGCGCCGUGGGGGUUGGCUGCUGUUUUGGAACACCACUUGGAGGGGUGCUGUUCAGCAUCGAGGUCACCUCUACCUACUUUGCCGUCCGAAAUUACUGGCGAGGCUUCUUCGCGGCCACCUUCAGUGCCUUUGUAUUCCGGGUCCUGGCGGUGUGGAACAAGGAUGCCGUCACCAUUACCGCUCUAUUCAGAACCAAUUUCCGAAUGGAUUUCCCUUUUGACCUGAAGGAACUUCCAGCUUUUGCUGUCAUUGGGAUCUGCUGUGGGUUCUUGGGAGCUGUUUUCGUUUAUCUGCAUCGUCAGGUCAUGCUUGGUGUCCGAAAGCACAAGGCUCUCAGCCAGUUUCUUGCUAAGCACCGCCUGCUGUAUCCCGCAAUUGUCACCCUUGUCAUCGCCUCACUGACCUUUCCACCAGGAAUGGGUCAAUUCAUGGCUGGAGAGCUGAUGCCCCGUGAAGCCAUCAGUACGCUGUUUGACAAUAACACGUGGGUAAAGCACAUAGGGGACCCCCAAAGCCUGGGCCAGUCAGCUGUGUGGAUUCACCCCCAGGUCAACGUGGUCAUCAUCAUCCUCCUCUUCUUCAUCAUGAAGUUUUGGAUGUCCAUUGUGGCUACCACUAUGCCCAUACCCUGUGGAGGGUUCAUGCCUGUUUUUGUCCUAGGAGCUGCAUUUGGAAGGCUGGUAGGAGAAAUCAUGGCCAUGUUGUUCCCUGAGGGUAUCUUAUUUGAUGACUUCCUCUACAAGAUCUUACCUGGGGGCUAUGCAGUAAUUGGAGCAGCAGCUCUGACUGGGGCUGUCUCCCACACAGUCUCCACAGCGGUGAUUUGCUUUGAAUUAACUGGCCAGAUCGCUCACAUCCUGCCCAUGAUGGUGGCUGUCAUCCUGGCCAACAUGGUGGCUCAGAGCCUGCAGCCCUCCCUCUAUGACAGCAUCAUCCAGGUCAAGAAGCUUCCCUAUUUGCCAGACCUUGGUUGGAACCAGCUCAGCAAAUUCACAAUCUUUGUUGAGGACAUCAUGGUACGUGACGUGAAGUUUGUUUCAGCUUCUUGCACAUAUGGAGAGCUGAGAAACCUACUCCAAACCACCACAGUCAAGACUUUACCAUUGGUUGAUUCCAAAGAAUCGAUGAUCCUGCUGGGCUCCGUGGAACGCUCGGAACUGCAGUCCCUCCUACAGCGCCACCUAUGUGCAGAGCGAAGGUUGCAGGCUGCCCAGGCUAUGGCUCGCACCCUAUCAGAGAUGCCCUAUGAUGGCAAGGCGCGGCUGGCUGGGGAGUGGUACCCUGGUGGUCGGCCUGAGUCCUUUGCUUUUGUGGAUGAGGAUGAAGAUGAGGACCUCUCCAGGAAGACGGAGUUUCCCCAACCUCCUCCUCCAGCUCCCCUCUUUCCUGCCACCCCGUCAUACCCGGAAGAACCUAAUGGGCCGCUGCCCAACCUCAAACAGCCACCUGAAGCCCCAGACCCCACAGGUCAAAGAGCAUCCACCUUCCGGCGCCUGCUGCACUGCUUGCUGGGCACAGCUCACUCUACAAAGAAGAAAAUGGCGCAGGACUCGAUGGAUUUAGUGGAUAACAUGUCACCUGAAGAGAUCGAGGCCUGGGAGCGGGAGCAGCUGAGCCAUCCUGUGUGCUUCGACUGCUGCUGUAUCGACCAGUCUCCCUUCCAGCUGGUGGAGCAGACCACGCUGCACAAGACUCACACGCUCUUCUCGCUUCUUGGCCUCCAUCUUGCCUAUGUGACCAGCAUGGGGAAGCUCAGAGGCGUCCUGGCUCUGGAAGAGCUACAGAAAGCCAUCGAGGGCCACACCAAAUCUGGGGUGCAGCUGCGCCCUCCUCUUGCCAGCUUCCGGAAUACAACUUCGACUCGGAAGAGUGCUGGGGGUCCCCCGCCUCCCUCAGAGGGCUGGAGUCUGCCUGGGGGUGGAGACGGGGCUCCUGGGACAGAAGGCAUGGUCCCUCCCGUGCCGGAGACUCCUGUACCACCACCGUCCCCGCCGUCCCCAGAGGCGCCUCGCUGCAUGGCCCCAGCCAGAGUGGAGGCUGAGCUGGAGGAGCUGGAGAUGGCGGGAAGCCAAGCGCCUGAGGAGGAUGACCUGGCUGACAUUUUGCAUGGGCCCAGCCUGCGGUCCACUGAUGAGGAGGAUGAGGAUGAGCUGAUCCUGUGAAGAACCAAGCUCUCUUCAGAAAAACAAAAACAAAACCACAGGGCCCGUGCCAGAGAGUGGACUCAUGUGUGACAGGGGUGCCUUGAGGUCGGGGAGGCCCCCCCUUCAUCUUGUUCCUACCCCCACUGUGAGAGGUGAUGUCUUAAAGAGAACCUGACCUUGAGAAAAGGGAGGAAUCUGGGUCUGUCACACCCCUUCCGUCAUUUCCAGGCAGGGCUCAGGGCCCCCGUGCUUGGAAGAGCCCUGUGUUUUCCUGCUCUGCAGGUUCAGUCCCCAUCGGGUCUUUAACCUCCCAGGGCUCCCCGUGUUGCUCGGUCACCGCCCUAACCCUGCUGGUCUAGGUUUCGAUGUCCGCGUGGAAUUGAGAGUGGAGACCCAGACUGAUCGACUCUGCAAGUGCCGCACUGGAAGGGGCGAGGGACCCACAAUAUCGCCCGGUGGACUGGUCCCCUUACGGCGUGCCCGCCCCCAAGCCUGCCAGCCCGACUGUCCACCUGUUAGCUCUCCACAGUCCGUUUCCAGACCCCGUCCUUACUGUCACUGCCUCAUUCCCAGGCCAGGCCCACUUUUUCAGAGCUGAGAGAGCCAACUCUUGGUUCCAGGGAACCAAGUACAUACAGGCCCCCGGAAAAGAGGGGACAAAGGCUCUGUGUGCAGAGGAAAGUGUCACGGCCCAUUGUGUGUGUGUGUGUGUGUGUGUGUGUGUGUGUGUGAGACCCCCACGGCGGAAAGCUCUCUUGUGUCCACUGGCUGUCUGCUUAGUUCCAGGUUACCCCUAGAGCACGCAUACUCCGUCUCACCCGCUGCAGUGGCCGGCGAGCCUGUCAACGGUCGCCUCUGCCUUGGAGUCACCCUUCCUGGGCCCACUCCUCCCCAAGCCUCAGUAAGGCUCUCAUCUAGCAGUGGGUCACGCAGAUUCCAGACGCCGAUUCCAGUUCCUUAUAAUAGCUCUUUGGAACCUGUUGGCAUAGACCUGGGGGUACCCUUGGGGUGGCAAGCUUCAGCUUGCCCCGCCCUUAGAGGACUCCCAUGCUUUUCCUUUCAAGCCACCCAGGAGCUUGGUAGCUGUACUGCACAGCAGCAGCUUGCUUCACCUAGAAAGAGAUGCCUGUGCUCUGAGCAUCCAGACGCCCGGCUCCACUCACUGUACGCCUUUAGUUCUGCACCCCAGCCCUCAGACGUUCUCUGUAGGCCCCUCCCCCUUGCCCAGGUCUCCUCUGCGCCCCCCCCAAAUAAGACACUCAUAGUCAGAGGAUGCCGCCACACUCUGUUUAGUGUCGUUGAGCACAGCCUUCUCCAGCAUGGGGUCCUUCCACCUCCCCAGGCCAAGGAAGACACUGAGGCCUAGGUAGGAGAAACAGCCGGGGGCGUCCAAGCCCAUGCCCGUGUGUGUAUAUAAUCUAUAAUACUUUAUAUAUAUUUAUUUAUAUUUAUAUAGAGUUCUCUCUGCAAUAUAUGUCAUAGAGUCCUUCCUGGGCCUGGUGUGAGUUCCACGUUAAGGAAACAUGCUAAGACUGACCAUAAAAAUGGGUAUGUCUCAGACCUGGAAGACAGAGUGUGGGAUAUAAAGGGGGUGAGGGUUCCCUCCUUGACACAAGAAAAAUAAGGGAGGUGUGUGAACUGGGGAGGGCGAUGGAAGGGAAGAAUGGAAGGUUUGGAUUUUCAUUUAAUAAAGUCAGUUGAAAGUGAAA
Messenger RNA from Mesocricetus auratus (golden hamster), 4755 nucleotides. RefSeq names its product chloride voltage-gated channel 1 (gene Clcn1). The transcript is spliced from 23 exons. The coding region runs from base 86 to 3064 and encodes 992 amino acids. NCBI's taxonomy places the organism in Eukaryota, Metazoa, Chordata, Mammalia, Rodentia, Cricetidae. Gene Ontology annotation, molecular function: voltage-gated chloride channel activity. The record is from RefSeq and is a predicted model, not a curated record. Gene Ontology annotation, cellular component: membrane. Gene Ontology annotation, biological process: chloride transport; transmembrane transport.